UGGGCCUCGGUGUCGGUGCGCAUGCGCAAACUCCAGCUGUCAGCAGCCGGGGCCGCGGGACCCCCGGCGGAGGUGCUAGUACUUGGAACCCUGCGCGGCCGUCGCCAUGGCAGCGCAGGCCACGUGGUGAUGGGGCCGCCCACCGGGCUCUCCGCUCCCGCUGCCUCGCUGUCUCCUGGUGGAACCCGCGAGAUUCCACCCCCAACUGGGGGUCUGGCGAGUCCCUGGUGCCGGGCUGUUUACGGCCCCACCUCCUAGCCCUUUCGAGCCUCACCAGCCCUGCGAGCGCCCUGUAAGGACUGCCAGGCGAGAAUGAAGGUCCUUUUACUGAAAGACCCUAAGGAGGAUGACCGUGGCCAGGAUCCCUACAUCAGGGAAUUAGGAUUAUACGGACUUGAAGCCACUUUGAUUCCUGUCUUAUCCUUUGAGUUUUUGUCUCUUCCCAGUUUUUUGGAGAAGCUGUCUCAGCCUGACAGUUACGGGGGACUCAUUUUCACCAGCCCCAGAGCAGUAGAAGCAGUGGAGCUGUGUUUGGAGAAAGACAAUAAAGCCGAAGUCUGGAAAAAGUCUCUGAAAGAAAAAUGGAAUGCCAAGUCGGUGUAUGUGGUGGGAAAUGCUACUGCUUCUCUAGUGAAUAAAAUUGGCCUGCACACAGAGGGAGAAAACUGUGGAAACGCGGAAAAGCUUGCAGAAUACAUUUGUUCCAGGGAGUCGUCAGCACUGCCUCUUCUGUUUCCCUGUGGAACCCUCAAAGGCGAAAUCCUGCCAAAAAUGCUCAAGGACAAAGGGAUCCCCAUGGAAAGCAUACCCGUCUAUCAGAAGAUCCCACACCCGGGAAUCCAGGUGAACCUGCACAGCUACUAUUCCCAGCAGGGCAUUCCAGCCAGCAUUACGUUUUUCAGUCCCUCUGGCCUGAUGUACAGCCUCAGGUAUAUUCAAGAGUUAUCUGGUGACAACAUGGAACAAAUUAAGUUCGUCGCCAUCGGCCCCACCACAGCUCGCGCCCUGGCCGCCCAGGGCCUGCCUGUGAGCUGCACCGCAGAGAGCCCCACGCCGCGGGCCCUGCAAGCUCCUGCCCCGGCCCGCGUGGAACCCCCGGACAUCAGGCCCCCGUGCCCCUGACCUUCCUCCGUGGAGACCAACUGGGACCCUCGCCCGGCGUGUGCCGGCUCCCGUGGCAGCAGGACGGAAAUCAAAUAAAGCGCACUGGCCACUUGUGUGACUGGGUAUUGUCACCUGCUGUCUGUCUGUUGUCAGUGCAGAGCAGUGUUUGGGGCGGAAGCGGACGUGCCCAAGUUCUGAUAACAGACCUGGUAUGAUAAUAAAAUUUGCUGUGUCUGAAGUUUUGUUCAUCCUA
Molecule: messenger RNA, 1357 nt
Organism: Vicugna pacos (alpaca)
Lineage: Eukaryota; Metazoa; Chordata; Mammalia; Artiodactyla; Camelidae
Source: RefSeq, a predicted model, not a curated record